ACACUGUCUUUUGUGCGUGGCAAUUGCGGGUCCGAUACCGUGUUGAUAAGCGAGCGAUUUGGUAGGCGACGCACUGUCAUCCCGCCAAAAAGGAUAGGCCGGGGCCUUCGUCACUGGGGUAGGAAGGUUAGGAAGGAGGGUCGUUCACCUCGCCUGAGUGAAAAGGUCUCGCCUCGGGCAGUGAAUAAGUAG
This is a messenger RNA of Colletotrichum orchidophilum, 192 nucleotides long. RefSeq lists its product as uncharacterized. The annotation marks the transcript as partial. The transcript has a single exon. The record is from RefSeq and is a predicted model, not a curated record. NCBI's taxonomy places the organism in Eukaryota, Fungi, Ascomycota, Sordariomycetes, Glomerellales, Glomerellaceae.